Molecule: messenger RNA, 1656 nt
Organism: Lachnellula hyalina
Lineage: Eukaryota; Fungi; Ascomycota; Leotiomycetes; Helotiales; Lachnaceae
Product: Cytochrome P450 monooxygenase
Exons: 2
Coding region: 1-1656 (551 amino acids)
Molecular function (GO): heme binding; iron ion binding; monooxygenase activity
Source: RefSeq, a predicted model, not a curated record
AUGGCACAAUUCGGACUUCUCCAUCUAAUUGGAGCUGCAACAAUAGUUGCAUUUGUUAUCUCCAAAACAACAUCUUCUCCACUGGUUCAAAUUCUCCCCUGGGUCUACUUAGCCACUGUACCAGCUUAUGUCGUAUUGUAUUUGUGUUAUAUCUACCCAUUCUACAUUUCCGAGCUCCGACAUGUACCAACAGUUCCCGGCUUCCCACUUUGGGGUGCGUUCUUAGAAAUCAUUACCACUGAGUGCGGUAUUCCUCAACGAAGAUGGCACGAAGAACAUGGUCCGAUCAUCCGGUACUUCUUUCCAUGUGGCGCCGAACGUUUAUCGAUUGCGGAUGAUAAGGCUAUUCAUCAGAUGACCAUCAAGAAUCCCUACAACUAUCCCAAGCCGGUUCGCGCGAAGCUUUGGAUGGUUCGAAUUCUCGGCGAGGGUGUUCUUCUUGCCGAGGGCAAUGAGCAUGUUCACCAGCGCAAAGCACUUGCGCCUGGAUUCUCGAUAGGAUCAAUCCGAGCUCUAUCUCCUGUUUUCUGGCAAAAGUCGCUUCUCCUAUCGAAGCUCUGGAGAGAAGAAAUGGCAGAAGCACGUGUCACAACGAAAUGCUUUGAAGUCCUUGAGUGGCUCAAUCGCACCACCUUGGAUAUCAUCGGACAAGCUGGUUUCGGAACAGAUAUCAAUUCUCUCGAGAACCCCGAAACGCCAAUUCGUGAGGCUUAUCGUCUUGUUUUUGCUUUCGAUAUUGGAUCCCGAAUCCUUCACGGCUUGCAAGCAUUUAUCCCAAGCACCAAAUACAUUCCCGCCAAAAUGAACCGCGAUAUGGAAGCCGCUCGAAGUAUUAUUCUAGACACGGCUACCACGAUCAUCACCGAAAAAGAAGGCCAAGCAGCCGCCCACACUACACACAAGGAUAUCAUCGCGCUUAUCUCAAAAGACAACCUUAAGAUGAAGGAAGCUGGCGAGGAGGGCCUUUCCUUUGAGACAAUGCGCGACCAAGUGAUGACCUUCCUCGGCGCCGGCCACGACACAACAGCUACCGGCGUGGCAUGGACGCUCCAUCUGCUCUCCAAGAACCCCGACAUCAAAUCCAAGCUCCGCGAAGAAAUAAGAGCCUACAUGCCCUUCCUCUUCGACCCCGCUACGCGCUAUGACCCAGUCGAACUCGCCAAGGUGGACGCGGACCAGCUUCCAUACCUAGACAACGUAUGCCGCGAAUCUCUGAGAUAUAUCCCGCCAAUUCCCAUGACAGUACGAGUGUCAAUCGCGGACGAUAUACUAGGGCCAUACAAGGUUCCAGCUGGGACUGUGAUCUACGUCUUGGCUAACGCCAUCAACAGACUGCCGAUGUAUUGGGGUCCCACAGCCAACGAGUUCAACCCUGAUCGGUGGGAUAAAUUGCCCGAGACGUAUACUACGAACGCGUUUAUGACUUUCUUACAAGGGCCGAGAGGAUGUGUCGGGCGCAAGUUUGCGGAGACGGAGAUGAAGGUUUUGCUGUGUUGCUUGUUGAGUAUGUUUGAAUUUGCACGUGAUGAGACAGUGGCAGAUCCAGAAACUUUGAAAAUGUGGAGGCUGGUGUUGAGGCCGCGAGAUGGAGUUAACAGCGAUUCCGAUACAGAGAUCGUUCAGAAGGUCUACAUCGACAGAUGGAUCGAGGUCUAA